GUCGGCAAGCGUCAAUCCAUGCGCAACAACAAACAAACAACAAGAAGCAGCAGCGAUCCAGCAGUGAUCCAGUGUGGCAGGCGAGCGAGUGGGAGUUGAGUGCAGUCCACUGUAAAGUUGAGCGUGAGCCAUGAAGGUGAUUGUGACUGGCGGGUCGAGUGGCGUUGGUGCAGCGCUCACGCGCAUACUCGUGAGCAAAGGGCACCACGUAUUUAUCACAGGGCGCGAUGCGGCAGCCAUGGAAAAGCUGGCGGCAGAGUGCAAUGCCAACAAGGGCGGAGAGGCCGGGAAGCUGCACUACGCACAAGGCGACGUGUCUGACGCUACUGUUGUGAGUGACCACUUCUCACAGGCGCUCUCCCACUUUGGUGGCAGCUGUGAUGCCCUCGUUGCCAACGCUGGCUGCAGUGUCAAACGCGGCAAGCUGGAGGACUGCAGCGAAGACGGCUAUGACCGCGUCAUGAACACAAACGUGAAAGGUGUGUUCUUGUGGUUGCAACGGGUGGUGCCGCAUUUUCGUGAGCGCAACGCGGGUCAGGUUGUGGUCACCAGUUCCGUGUGCGGCGUACGCUUCACUCCAACACACGCCGUCUACACCGCUUCCAAGUUUGCUGUCGAGGUGUGUAAAGUCACUUUCGGAGAGUAA
This is a messenger RNA of Salpingoeca rosetta, 646 nucleotides long. RefSeq lists its product as uncharacterized. Gene Ontology annotation, cellular component: membrane. Lineage: Eukaryota; Choanoflagellata; Craspedida; Salpingoecidae. The transcript is spliced from 5 exons. The record is from RefSeq and is a predicted model, not a curated record. The coding region runs from base 131 to 646 and encodes 171 amino acids.